GGCUGAGUUUUUGCCCAUUUUUCGUUCCGUUUUUACGCUGUUUUCCGGUGCCCCAGUGCCCAUGGACACCAGCUGGCUGGAAACCAGAAGAGGAGCUGUCACAAGUUCGCCAUCACAGGCCUAAGGACUUCCUGACCCUUAAGAAUCCCCGUAGUCCAGGCAGGCAAAAUCUGAGCAUGAACGGCUGUUUACCAGAUGACCUAAGAAAAUGUUGCCUCUUUUUUCCCCCCCUCUUUCUUUCUUUUUUCUUUCUUUUUUCCCCCCUUUUCCAGUAUGAUGUGUCAAUUCAGUGUAGUAGAAAGUAAAAGCGCCACCUUCCCAACAGAGAAACAGCGCCACCUGCUGGAUGACAGUGUCUUAGAAUCUCACAGCCCUGUCAGGAACCAUCCGCUAAAUUCCAUUUUCACCAAUGGCAUUUCUCUAGAAAGCAGCGAAAGUUCAGAAUUCAGCGAAGAGCCGUCAUCGGGACUGGAGAGGGGACGGCUGUAUGCCACGCUGGGGCCUAACUGGCGGGUGCCAAUUCGGAAUUCACCCAGAAGCCGGAGCUGUGUCUACAG
Molecule: messenger RNA, 557 nt
Organism: Thamnophis sirtalis
Lineage: Eukaryota; Metazoa; Chordata; Lepidosauria; Squamata; Natricidae
Source: RefSeq, a predicted model, not a curated record